UCAGCUGGAAAUCUGUGGUGAAGCCAUAUGCAGCUAGCUAGACGUUCGAGAUAGAAAACGAAAAAUCAGUCGGAUUUUUCGUUGUCUGAUUUUUCAUUUUCCGUAGAAUCGAAGCUCUGCUGUGGUCCGAUUUAGUGUAAGAUCAACCGAAACGGAAGUAAUCAAUUCGAAAAUUGUUUAGAACAAUUUAAACAGAAGUGUCUCGCAAAAAAUGAAUCAUCCAAUUAGUGAAAAAGUGAUUGAAAAUUUUGAAUGGCCAUGUAAUCGUGAAGGGAAUCCAUGAAUUCGUUUACCAGUUAAUCAAUUCUAAUUGAAAAAAAUCUUAUCGUCAGUGAUAAACCGAAAAUAAUUCCCCAUUCCAGUUGGAAACAGUUUAGUGACCGGUUCAGUCCAGUAGAUAAUCCAGCUUAUCCAAAACAACUUUUUCGGAUGGCCCCAAAUCCUUCGCACCAACUUAUCAACAGCGACACCAAUGAUGGAUCAACUGAAUGGAAGUGUUGGAAUCAGUAAACACCGGGCCGAGUUGUUGAUUAGAUAUUCCGAAUCUGAGGCGUAAUUUGGAACUCGAUCGAAACCCCGACGACCGACCGUUGCGGAUUGCUGAUAAUGGCGCGGGAUGGAAUUGGCACUAUCACCAAGUUUGCCGGACCCCGGAUGCUACCGUUCUUCGUCACGGUGGCCCUCUACUUCUCUCUCAUCGGACAAACCCAACGACGAACCGUCGUAUCGACGGUACUUAAAUGUCUCCCAAUCGUAAGCCUGUGGGCGUUUGUGGUACUCACCGGCUUUCUCUUCAAACGCAGCCACCGCUACAAACACCUGAUUCUGCUGGGGCUCGUGAUCUCCUGCCUGGGAGAUCUGCUGCUGAACUAUGACCUCUUCGAGGCCGGCAUGGGUGGCUUUGCGGUGGCUCAGAUCUUCUACAUAUCAGCCUUCGGGUUCCGUCCGCUUCGAGCCUGGAUCGGAAUUCCGCUGUUCUGUUUCGGAGUGGCCGCCGUAGCUCUGAUGUUCGAAAACCUCCCAACCAUCAUCAAGAUAUGUCUUCCAGUUUAUGGAGUGUUACUGGUGACCAUGUGCUGGCGAUCCCUAGCCCGGAUCAACUGUCCUAAGAAUGUUCUGCGGACACUCUGCGGAAUUGGGAGCAUCCUGUUCGUGAUCUCCGACAGUAUUAUCGCCUUUGACAAGUUCUACAAUCCAAUCGAGAACGCCCAAACCGCGAUUAUGGUGACCUACUACGUGGCCCAGUUUGCCAUCGCACUGAGUGUGCUCGAGUCCACCGAAACGGAAUCCAAGAAGUCCCAAACUGCCAACAAGCUGUCCUCUUCCGUGCCCAAACCACAAAACGGUAUGAAGAAGUCUAGAAAGGUCGUUUAAUAGUCGGCCUUCAAAUUGCAUCCUGGUUCCAUCAGUCGGAAAUCGACAAACACCGCCAUCUGUUGGGAUGUCCUUGAACUGGGCCACACAAACACAAACAUACACGUAGAGAAACAUACUGAUAUUCAGACACGCACACCGACAAAUUCAUGGUGUUCUGUAAAAUUGUUCCGAAGGGUCAAACCCGUCAAAUAUCCACCAAUCAUAAACGCCUGGACUUGUAAACAUAACCUUUACAUUUUUCAACGAUUCUUAACCUAAAUCAAAACAAACGAUCUUAACCGUCAUUUUAGAUGCCGAAGUAGGCGAAAUUGGUCAAAGUUAGAAAACUGAAGAAAAAAAAAACAAUGCAAUUAGACGAAAUUUAAGAGAAACAAAAACUAAAAAGUGCGAUAUCAUCGAGAGAGACUGUGAUCUGUAUCUUCCCAGUGAGUCGUGUUUUCGAGGAUCAAACACGACGCAACACCACACGAUCAUUCGGAGUGACAACUGUUAUUUGAUAACAACAAACGUUUUAUUUAAAAAAAAAAAACAAAAAAAAAUGUAAUCGUCUUUCGAAAAGACGAUUUUUACGAAACUAACCAUCACACGUAUGUAUGCAUGUUUAUCUAGUUCAAACUAUGUAGUUGAAACAGAACAAAAAUAUUAUAGAAGAACUCUACCGUUGACGUUACUCGACAAAUAAUUCAUAGGUUAAAUAUUUAAUUGUAUCAACCAUAUUCUAUUUAGGAGAAGAAACCAUCUAAACCUGCGGUAGACUACAAGAGACUGUGUAAAUUGUUUUAGACUUUUAAAAAUAAACGUACCAUGUCAAAUAAAUCGAUUCAAUUGUUCCUGA
Uranotaenia lowii is the source of this 2212-nucleotide messenger RNA. RefSeq names its product lysoplasmalogenase-like protein TMEM86A. Lineage: Eukaryota; Metazoa; Arthropoda; Insecta; Diptera; Culicidae. The transcript is spliced from 5 exons. The record is from RefSeq and is a predicted model, not a curated record. Gene Ontology annotation, cellular component: membrane. Bases 607 to 1374 code for a protein of 255 amino acids.